ACUACCGAUCAAACCUGCCCUACCUCUGAUGCCCCCGCCCUUUCUCACCUCGGGGGCUUCCAAACUCCUCCUCGGUCAGCCUUAUCUGAGAAGAAGACAGCGCCGUCUGGAGAGAGACCCAAGGCCGGCAACCUGAGCGUCCUGUCAACCUGCGAACCCCAAGCGACGGCCAGGCCGCAUCUCCAUGACAACGCCGCCAAGCACCAGUUCGAACGCCCGCUCUGUCGCCCGCGCGCAGGCCGUCCCGCACCGCCCACCAAUGGGCAUGCAGGGAAUCGGUUGUCGUUCGCUGCCUUCCUCUCUAGAAGACCAAUCAGAGAUCCGAGGGAACAGUGGGCGUAACUCUCAAUUUCCGUCCUUCAACCACUCGUGCCACUUGAGUUAAGAUCUCGCGACGUUCUCAGUGAGAGAACGGCACCUUUGAGGCGGGUCGAGGAUCCUACUGCCCAAUUCUGUUGGUUGUCCACAGCGCAACCGAGCUCACCUGAUUGGUCGGCGUACUUCCAGUCUUCGUUCAAGGCCCGCCUCCUGCCUCCCUCCGCUACGGGGAGACCUGGAGGAGUUGGGAUAGAGGCCACAUUGACGAAGGUAGUUGCCAGGGUCCUGCAGUUACACACAAAGUCCUUAGAUAGACCAUGGCCCUGAGAGCAUGUGGCUUGAUCAUCUUCCGAAGACGCCUGGUUCCCAAGGUGGAUAACAAUGCGAUUGAGUUUCUUCUGCUGCAGGCAUCAGAUGGCAUUCAUCACUGGACACCUCCCAAAGGCCAUGCGGAACCAGGAGAGAAUGACUUGGAAACAGCCCUGAGGGAGACACAGGAGGAAGCGGGAAUAGGAGCAGGCCAGCUGACCAUCAUUGAGGGGUUCAGAAGGGAGCUCAAUUAUGUGGCCAGGGAGAAGCCUAAAACAGUCAUUUACUGGUUGGCGGAGGUGAAGGACUACGAUGUGGAGAUCCGCCUCUCCCAUGAGCACCAAGCCUACCGCUGGCUGGGGCUGGAUGAGGCCUGCCAGUUGGCUCAGUUCAAGGAGAUGAAGGCAGCACUCCAGGAAGGACACCAGUUUCUCUGCUCUACAGAGGCCUGAGCUGACCGGAAUCAGCAGAGUCACUUGCUUUGGUAGGAUCCUUGAGGGCCUUCUGAGAUGAACCCACCCUCAUCUCCAGGGAAGGUGGUACUGGUCUUUGGCUCAUCACAGCCAAGAGCAGAUAGGUUACUGAAAUCAGCUCAGGACUUUCAGAUGAGAGCAAGCAAAAAUCUUAGCUGGGUGGAGAGGAAGGCAAAGGAGGAGUAAAAAUAAAGAAGGCCAAGCCCAAUAAAUGUAUCACUGUACAUUUAUAAAUAAAUGUCAAGCAGCUUAUCUGUCCUUCUAA
Molecule: messenger RNA, 1365 nt
Organism: Microcebus murinus (gray mouse lemur)
Lineage: Eukaryota; Metazoa; Chordata; Mammalia; Primates; Cheirogaleidae
Gene: NUDT2
Product: nudix hydrolase 2
Biological process (GO): AMP biosynthetic process; ATP biosynthetic process
Molecular function (GO): bis(5'-nucleosyl)-tetraphosphatase (asymmetrical) activity
Source: RefSeq, a predicted model, not a curated record